Molecule: messenger RNA, 483 nt
Organism: Habropoda laboriosa
Lineage: Eukaryota; Metazoa; Arthropoda; Insecta; Hymenoptera; Apidae
Gene: Pfdn5
Product: prefoldin subunit 5
Exons: 2
Coding region: 1-483 (160 amino acids)
Biological process (GO): protein folding; regulation of DNA-templated transcription
Cellular component (GO): prefoldin complex; cytoplasm
Source: RefSeq, a predicted model, not a curated record
AUGUCUGAAAUCUCAAUGACAGAAUCACCACAUUUGCAACAAAUAGAUCUAUCAACCUUAAAUCCUCAACAACUUGCCGUGUUUAAACAACAACUGGAUCAAGAAUUAGGUGUUUUCCAAGAUUCAUUGCAAACUUUAAAAAUUGCUCAAAGUAAAUUUCAAGAGUCAGGAUCAUGCCUCGAGAAGAUUUCUCCAUCAUUAGAGGGUAAUGAAAUCCUUGUACCGUUAACUGGAUCAAUGUACGUGGUUGGAAAAUUAGCAGAUACUAAUAAUGUUCUAAUUGAUAUUGGAACUGGUUAUUAUGCUCAAAAGAAUAUUGUUGAUGCGAAAGAUUACUUUGACAGAAGAGUGGCUUAUGUUACCGAACAAAUGGAGAAAAUUCAGCAGCUGGGUCAUGAGAAGUGUAAAAUCAGAGCAACAGUGGAUGCGUUAGAAAUGAAACUUCAAAUGCAAACACAGAAAGAUGUUUCAGAGCAUGCAUAA